Filobasidium floriforme is the source of this 1526-nucleotide messenger RNA. RefSeq lists its product as uncharacterized. NCBI's taxonomy places the organism in Eukaryota, Fungi, Basidiomycota, Tremellomycetes, Filobasidiales, Filobasidiaceae. Bases 1 to 1116 code for a protein of 371 amino acids. The transcript is spliced from 2 exons. The record is from RefSeq and is a predicted model, not a curated record.
AUGGGAGAAUACUUCUAUCUCGCCAAUCUCACUGACCGGGUCCAUACGGGAAGCCAGGGAAAGCUGGGAGAGAUCAUAUACGACAUCGGCUGGCACCUCAUCACUCUCCUACGUGGUUGGAAUAAUCCUUUCCCAGACUUCGCUAUCCCGCUUAGAUUCAUCGAGGAAGCGCGUGUCGAGGCCGGGAUUACGCUUGAAGAUUACUCGCAGGACAGCGCCUUUUUGAGCCUGCCUGACGAGAUAAAAUGGGAGAUAAUGUCUCACGUCAAUCCUUAUUACCAAGACUUCCUUUCGGUGGCGAUGACGUGCAUGUCGAUGCUGCGAUUGUUGACUCCUGUGACGACACAGGUCAGGUGCAACAUGCGCAAGGCUAUGGAAGCCAAAUGUCCUCUCGAGCGGGAGUGGAGUGGCAAGCGCAUCGUCCUUGUGGGCGAUUACACCAAACCGGGAAAAGACUGGGCGUACUCCAAGCAGCUCGUCAGGACGCAGAUACACGAAGCAGCUAUUCGCCGAGGACGUACCGAUUUAGAAGAUGAUAUCGCCUCGGCCAUGUCGUCGCUUUUGAAGAUCGGAUGCCCGAUUAAGGACUUAGAGUGGGAUGAAAGUGAGGAGCAAGGGGGAGAGGAAAGCGACGAGGAAGACGAGAAGGGAAGUGACGAAGCAAACCCUGAAGCGGCCCGUGGUGAGCUAGAGGAACGUGAUCCUCCCGAGCCCGAGCUCCGAGAUCAGGAGCAGCCAAGUCGCAUCAAUGGCAAAGGCAACGGAUUCGACUCGGUCAGGAAAAAGCGCACGGACACGCUAGCCGGUGAAACGGGAUCCCAAUCCCACCUAUACGUAACUUGCGGACCAAGACACGCAUCCCGCGAGCGAGAAUUGAGAGACCUGCUGAAUAUGAGUUAUCUCGAUAUCAAUCAGCGUAUGCUGGUCCAACUCCCUAUCCGGAUGGAAUACAAUGAACUUGCGCAAAAGAUCAAGCGUCGAAGCACUGACAGCCAGAGCAGGGACUUGAGGGAGGUCAUUCGGCGGAUGAAGGAGGACAAUAGGUUUGAGCGAUGUGAGCAGGAGAUGCGUGAUUGCGAAAAGGUUUCGCAACGACUUUCGAUGGGUCGAGCUUAGCUGCGCCUUCAGACCCUUCCGCAUCAUCAACCUGGAUACCCGAGAACACUUGGACCCGUCCGUCAUUGCAGAACAUCAAAGGCCGGUACUUUCGCCUUCUAGCGAUGACUACCAAAUCGAUGCGGGCUUCGUUCUCGCAUGUAAUGUGACUUAUCACACGCGGGUAGGAAGCAUUGGACUUUCGUACGACGGACCUGGCCUUGCCGAAGGACGAUGGGCAGGUCACCGUUUACGCUAUGCAACUAUCGACGGACGAUCCUCAGACUUUCCGACUACAGACAUCUCCCUAGAAAUGCUCGCACUGGCCGAAGAGAUUGCGAUCAGCGAUGGUUGGAAGCUAGGAGACGUGGUGAUCAACCAGGACAACGACGAUCAAGCUACCGAGGACAAGAAAAGCCACGACUAGUACA